CUUCAUGCCCAGCCCACAACUCGCAUAGUCCCUCUCCACACGCGCACGAAGAACAACCAACGUGCAGAAUAUAGAGAGAAAGAGGAGCAAAAUCACCAUCACGAUUACCCAAAUUGGCCACCUUUGAUUCCUCACGAUUGCUUCCAUGCCUGACAUUUUCCGCUACAUGUUAGGUUCCAUGGCCAAUUCGUGAUCCAACUGUCCCUUUUCCAAAACCCUAGGAGAGAGAAACUUCGAGUUGAAACGGCCUCUUGGGGCUCUUAGGUUUUGCCCUACCUUCCAAUUCUGCGACCCUUUCGUGAAUUAAGAUGCGAAGUAAAGCUCUUAGAUAUUAGAGGUUGGGAAUGCAUGGAUAUAACUCAGGAUCUGCACUUGUUGUAAAUGCUGAGGUCGAUUCUAUGGGAGGAGUUGUUGACGGCGGAGUUGGGAUAGGUUUGAAGAUCUCUCCGCGCAGAGCAGCAAUUGAGAAGGCUCAAGCAGAGCUCAGAGAGGAGUAUGAUGCUCGUGAAGAAAGAAGAAGAGAACUAGAAUUUCUUGAAAAAGGUGGGAAUCCUCUGGACUUUAAGUCAGGGAAUGCUGCCUCAGCUAGCGUCCAGUCUACUUCACUCACUGAUCAGCAUCAUGAGCAGUUUGUGACCAGUGAAGCAAAAGGUAGUUUUGCAUUGACUGCCUCCCCUCAUGGUGACUCUGUUGACAGUAGUGUUAGACCAGGUGCUCCUUUGGCUAGUGAACCUAAUACUGCUGAUAAUCUCCUACUUUUUGAUGGUGAGAAUGAGUUGCCUGAAACUGAGAGGAGGUGCCUGCAUUCAAAUAGAAGGAAUAAUAAUGCUCCGUCAGAGCAGUCUUCCCAAAUUGAUGGGAGUCAAAAUGUUAGGGAGACUGAAGAUUCUGCUAUUUUCCGGCCAUAUGCACGAAGGAACAGAUCUCGACCAAAUCAUGGUCCUCGUGGAGCUUCAAGGGAAGUGAAGGGAUUAAUAUCUGAAGCAAAUAACCAAAGGAACCCUAAUUUGCCUUCUGUAUCUAAGCCAAAGCCUUCCAGUUUAAAUGGUGAUAUCGGUACUAAAAGUCUGGCAACUAAUAAUACACUCAAUAAUGAACUGGUUGGGAUCCGAGAUCAUCAAUCCACUAGUGGCAGUUCUAGUGUUCCUCAUGAUAAAUUGAAUAUUACUGUGAAUAGAAACUUAAAAGGAAAUCAUGGAACUCUACCUUCAGAAGUUAACACUGUUCGAAACCCAGUUAUCAUGGCUUCUGGAGAAGCUAAUGCUGUUGAAUCAAGGGAGCCAGUAGCUGCUGUUGAUCAUGAGCCUUCACCUCAUGUACUUACUACAAAACCUGAAAAUGGGACUUAUCAUUGUCAGCCAAAUGGGUUUGGCAAUGUAGAAGUAGGCAGGAAAAGUGCACUAAAUGAAGGCCAAAAUAACAUUGCUACAUUAGGCCCGAAGAAUUUCAAUUUAGAGUCCUCGUGCACACAUAUUAGUUUAGGUAGAGAUGUAAAUAAUGAUAGUGAUAUGUGUACUAAUAUAAAGAAUGUUGAUGCUAAUGAAAAUAACAUGGAACAACCAUUUGCAUUAGAGAAUAAACUGACCUUUGUGGGCUGUGAAGUUGUGAAAGAUAGGCACAAGACCAAAAGUGAAAAUGGUGCUACUCUUAGCAACAAGCAUGAUGCUGGUAAUCAAAAUCAUUCUGGUAGUGGUAAUGUUGUCAAAGCUGAGGAAGAUGUCCCAAUUAACAGUUCUAUCUUGUCAAAUAUAAAGGGAGUACAUCACAAUGAUAGUACCAUAACAAAAUCUGAUAAGGAUACUGUCUUAGUGGAUCAUUCAAAUUCUGUGAAGGAAACCAGCUAUGAAAGACAUCAGGCUCCUGCAGAUUUGUCAUUAUUAGAACUUCCUCAGACUGCUGCAGCUGAAAAGGUUACUAGUGCCACCUCUGAUGGUCAACCAGGUUCUACGCACAACAUGAAGUUAGCAGACAGAGCUCAUGAAGAUUCUAUUCUGGAAGAGGCUCAAAUUAUAGAGGCCAAGAGGAAGAGAAUUGCAGAGUUAUCUAUUCGCUCUUUACCCAAGUUGAACCACAGAAAGUCACACUGGGGUUUUGUUCUUGAGGAAAUGGCAUGGUUGGCAAAUGAUUUUGCACAGGAGCGUCUUUGGAAGAUAGCUGCUGCUGCACAAUUCGGUCAUCGGGCAGCUUUUACUUGUCAGUUAAGAUUUGAAAAACUAAACAAACAACUAGGGAUAAAAAUUUUGUCUCGCAAGAUUGCAAAUGCUGUCAUGCAAUUUUGGCAUUCAGCUGAGCUGCUUCUAGAAAAUGAUGAUCCUGGUGUUGAAUGCAUUGUUGGUUCUGUUGAAUCUGGGAAUGUUUAUGGAAAUAAAGCUUCUAGGGACCGAAGAAGAAAUUCCAAUUUGCUGCUGGAAACAAGCAAAACUUUGGAUGGACAAAGUCCUGAAAAACAUGCUGCACUUAACGUGCAUGCAUAUGCUUUAAGAUUUUUAAAGACUAAUAGAUCUCAUGGAAUUUCCUCUCAAGCAGAAGCACCAACAACACCUGAAAAGAUAUUUGACUCGAGCACUGUUGACAUGUCAUGGGAUGAGCAUCUUAAUGAGGAACGUCUUUUCUAUGAAGUUCCUCCCACUGCAAUGGAAACAUACAGAAAAUCUAUUGAAUCUCAUUUCCUACAGUUUGAGAAAACUGGAAGUAUCACUCAAGAGGAAGUUGAAACAUCCGUCUAUGAUACUGCAGCAGAAUUUGGUUCUGAAGAGAAUGCAUAUGAUGAGGAAGAAGGAGAAACCAGUACCUAUUACUUGCCUAGUGUUUAUGAGGGCAACAAAUCAUCAAAAUCUGCACAUAAGAAACAUAAAAACUUGAAGUCGUACGCUCAUAGGUGUGGUGAUUCUGGUACUGAUUUGCCUUAUGUGCACUAUACAACUGGUACUCAACCAUCCAUGGUGUUUGGGAAAAGACCUGCUGGUUUAAAUGUUGGGCCAGUACCAACAAAACGCAUGCGAACUGCUACUAGGCAUAGAGUUUUAAGUCCUUUCACUGGCAACAUGGGGAUGAUACAGGCUCAAGCUAAGGCAGAUGCUUCAAGUGGCGAUACCAAUUCCUUUCAUGAGGAGCAGAUACAUGUUGGACCCCUGAUCCAGCAAAGUAUGGAGGUGGAGUCGGUUACAGAUUUUGAGAAACAGUCAUCUUAUGACUGUGCAGAAACAUCUGUUAAAACAAAGAAGAAGAAGAAGGCAAAGGCUUUGGGUUCUACAUAUGACCAGGGAUGGCAGUUGGAUUCUAUUCUAAUUGAACAGAGGGAUCAUUCCAAGAAGAGAGUGGAUAGUCAUCACUUCGAAUCUAAUGGAAACAGUGGCUUGUAUGGGCAACAUAAUGUGAAGAAGCCGAAGAUAAUGAAGCAAUCACUUGAUAAUCCUUUGGACAAUGUUGCUCCAAUGACUAAUUCUAUUCCUUCCCCUGCUGCUUCACAAAUGAGUAACAUGUCCAAUCCCAAUAAAUUUAUUAAGAUCAUUAGUGCACGAGACAGGGGCAGGAAAGCUAAAGCAGUGAAGAUUUCUGCUGGACAGCCUGGUUCUGGAAGUCCUUGGUCACUAUUUGAAGAUCAGGCUCUUGUGGUCCUGGUGCAUGAUAUGGGUCCAAACUGGGAGCUUGUAAGUGAUGCCAUCAACAGUACUCUCCAAAUCAAGUGUAUCUUUCGGAAACCAAAGGAAUGCAAGGAACGUCAUAAAGUUUUAAUGGAUAGAAGUGCUGGGGAUGGGGCAGAUAGCGCUGAAGAUUCAGGGUCUUCACAGUCUUAUCCAUCUACGUUACCUGGAAUUCCUAAGGGUAGUGCCAGGCAGUUGUUUCAGCGUUUGCAAGGGCCAAUGGAGGAGGAUACACUGAAAUCUCAUUUUGAGAAAAUUAUAAAGAUUGGGCAGAAGCAACAUUACCUUAAGAAUCAGAUUGAUAACCAGGAUUCAAAACAAUUAAUGCCUGUCCAUAAUUCACACAUGAUUGCUCUUUCCCAAGCCUGCCCCAACUACCUGAAUGGAGCUGUUUUAACGCCACUUGAUCUCUGUGAUACAAAUUCAAGCUCAGAUGUCCUAGCCUUUGGAUAUCAGGGUUCUCAUGCUGCUGGUUUGGGAUUAUCAAGUCAAGGUUCUGUUCCGUCAAUGCUUCCUACAUCUGGCGUGAAUUCUUCACUACCUGGGACUUCUGGUAUGGUUCUUGGCAAUAACCUGUCAUCAUCAUCUGGUCCGAUUACUGCCUCUGUCAGGGAUAGUAGAUAUGGGAUUCCAAGAAAUUCACCUUCAUCAGUGGAUGAGCAGCAGAGAAUACAAUACAAUCAAUUGUUAUCUGGAAGAAACAUCCAGCAGAGCAUGUCUGGGACUCUUUCUGGAAGUGAUCGGGGUGUUCGCAUGCUUCCUGGUGGAAAUGGUAUGGGUUUAAUGAAUGGAAUUAACAGAAGCAUGUCAAUGGCCAGGCCAGGGUUUCAAGGAAUAGCAUCACCAUCGAUGCUUAAUUCUGGAAGUAUGCUUUCCUCUAAUAUGGUGGGAAUGCCAAGCCCAGUAAAUAUGCAUCCUGGACAAGGGAACUCAAUGUUACGACCUCAUGAAACUCUACAUAUGAUGAGGCCUGGCCAUAACCCAGAACAUCAAAGGCAAAUGACAGUUCCAGAGCUUCAGAUGCAGGUCACCCAAGGGAACAGUCAAGGUAUUCCUGCUCUGUGUGGGCUGAGUUCUGCCUUUAGUAAUCAAACAACUCCACCUGUUCAGCCUUACCCAGGACAGGCCACGCAGCCACACCAACUGUCCCAGCAACAAUCCCAUCUCAGCAAUCCUCGUCCUCAUCUUCAAGGUCCAAGUCAGGCCUCUAAUUCACAGCAACAAGCCUAUGCUGUCCGGCUGGCAAAGGAAAGGCAACUGCAGCAACAGCAGCGAUAUCUGCAGCACCAGCAGCAGCUUGCUGGAUCAAAUGCAUUGAUGCCACAUGUCCAGGCACAGUCUCAAAUUCCCAUAUCCUCAUCACCGUUGCAGAACAGUUCCCAAGUUCAUCCACAAAAUUCUUCUCAGCAAGUACCUCUUUCACCUGUAGCACCAUCUUCACCUUUGACUCCCUUGUCAUCUCAGCACCAACAGCCACAACCUGGAUUCAGCAGGAAUCCUGCUGCUGGUGUGUUGACUAAUCAAGCAGCAAAGCAGCGGCAUCGACAGCCACCACAGCAGCAGCAGUAUCAGCAGCCUGGUAGGCAACACACCAAUCAGCGGCAUAAUGUACAGUCUCAACACCAGGCAAAACUUCUAAAGGGAGUGGGAAGAGGAAACAUAAUGGUCCAUCAGAACCUCCCUGUGGAUACUUCUCAUCUAAAUGGACUCUCUCGGCCUGUGGGAAGUCAAACUGGUGAAAAAGGGGACGAAAUCAUACACAUGAUGCAAGGUCAAAGUUUAUACCCUGGACCUGGUUUGAACCCAAAUAACCCAUCAAAGCCCUUGGGUCAUGCCCAUUCUUCAAACUAUUCACAGUUGCAGCAGAAGGUACAUUCUGGAUCAACAACCACUUCAUCAAAACAACCUCAUAUUCCUUCCGAUACUAGUUCUCAAGGGCAGGUUUCACCAGUUUCAUCCAGUCAGUUGUCACCUCCUCAGCCAGCUGUUAUUGCUUCUAGCCACCAUCAGCUGCCAUUACAGAUUCAGCCUCAGUCUAAGAAAAUUAUUCAAACUCAAACAAAUGUUCAGAGAAUUUUGCCUCAAAACUGUCAGGUGCAAUCUGAGUCAGCAAGCAAGUCUCAAUCUAAUUCAGCUCAAGCUGAUCAACAGCCUGCAAAUUCUCCCCAGGUUAGUUCAUGUGCUACAAUGACACAGGAUUGUAUUGAUUCUGCUAGUGCAGUACCAGUUUUUACUUCUGUAUCUUCUCAGUGGAAAACAUUGGAACCACCAUUUGAUUCCACUGUGAAGAAUCAAACCACUCAAGGGAGCUCCUUGGGGAGUGCACCUGUUGGAAAUUCAACUGGAAAUGAGCAGCCAACAAUUAGUCAAGGGUUAGGGCCAAGAUCAGGUAGCUUGACUAACGCACAUAAUUCUGAUACACAGUGGCAACAGCAUCAGCAACAACCUCUUCAACAGUCAUUGUCACAACCCAUCCUAUCUCAGCAGCCAUAUCAGGCACCAGAGCAGCAGCAGCAACAGGAGCAAGAACUGCAUCCUUCCAAAGAUCUUGCUUUACAACAUCAGUCUCAGCAACAUGUGCAGCAUUUACAAUCAGGACAGAGCAGUUUGUUUAUCCAACCUCCUAAUUCUAAAGUGGAAUGAUGCAUUCUUAUGGAUGGAGCAGCCAAGUGUGCUUGUUCUGUCCGGAUUGGAGUCUCUAUGCCUUUAUGACAGCAGUGUACAGAUGUAGCUGGCUAUUCAUGAUGGGGACUGUGGAUUAUGGAAACUGAUAUUCGUUGUUUCUGCACAGGUCCUGUUAAAAUAUUAACCAAAGUUAUAUUGGCAGGCUUCGUUGCUUAUUUUGUUCUUGUUUCGCAAAUCUUGUAUAUUACCACUGUUCUUAGAAGGUUGACCCCCCUUUUUAUUUUUUUGUAAAGAGACGAAUAUAGAGGUAUUUGUACAGGGUCGUCUCUUUUUUCUUUUGUACUUUCCCCCUCCCUUUCCUUUUGUCUUGUUUUACCUUCUCAUGUGUAGAGGAACAGUUCCUUUUUGUUUUAUUAGAUCAGCGAAUGUAUGAUUACUUUAGAUAAUUGGGAUAGAAAUCAUUUUUAUGGGCAAAAGCCUAUUGAAGGUUUUGUGAAUACAAGUUUUCUGAUGUUCAAACCGGCUGAUAAUGCUAUUUAUUAUCUUAGUACUACCAUCUGCACUUGUGGAAAUUUUCAAUAUUGUAACCAUUUUAAGUUUAUGAAACACAAUGUUUUAAGAGCUGAUCCUUACAUCUUUAAUGUGUCAAC
Abrus precatorius (Indian licorice) is the source of this 6919-nucleotide messenger RNA. Its product is annotated as chromatin modification-related protein EAF1 B-like. NCBI's taxonomy places the organism in Eukaryota, Viridiplantae, Streptophyta, Magnoliopsida, Fabales, Fabaceae. The record is from RefSeq and is a predicted model, not a curated record. The transcript has 23 exons. Gene Ontology annotation, cellular component: NuA4 histone acetyltransferase complex. The coding region runs from base 345 to 6287 and encodes 1980 amino acids.